Histoplasma mississippiense is the source of this 2763-nucleotide messenger RNA. RefSeq names its product cutinase transcription factor 1 alpha. The record is from RefSeq and is a predicted model, not a curated record. Gene Ontology annotation, molecular function: DNA binding; zinc ion binding. Lineage: Eukaryota; Fungi; Ascomycota; Eurotiomycetes; Onygenales; Ajellomycetaceae. The transcript is spliced from 12 exons. Gene Ontology annotation, biological process: DNA-templated transcription. The coding region runs from base 1 to 2763 and encodes 920 amino acids.
AUGAGUAGCAUCGCUUCGGAUCAUAGGCCAGACCACGCCAUGACUGGCGCUGAAGAUAUCGCCACUACCUCCACCAAAGAUGCCCCUUCACUACCUAACACCACCAGUGCUCCCAAACCAUCGGUGCCCUCCAUGCAAACUCCAGGCCAUCCUAGCUUUAGACGGCAACGGGCGUCGCGUGCUUGUGAGACUUGCCAUGCUCGAAAGGUUGCCACCUCCAUCCACGAUCUCCAUCCGACUAGUGUGCGGGGGAAAGAGAGCGAUGAGCGACCAGAUACCGGGAGCGGAGUCAGUGUUGACAGCACGCAAGGCGCCAAAACAGUAGAAGGAAUGCCCGAGACUAGCUUGACCGAGGCUCAAGCUGCCCAGCAAGCUUCCCACAACGCCUCGUAUGCCCAAUUCAUGAAACCAAAAUUCGCCCGCGCCCCCAUAAAGGAAGCAGGGAGGGUAGCAUACCUUGGAGAAUCGUCGAACCUUUCACUACUUGUCCAUGAUCGCCAUGGUACUACUGAUGUUGUACAUUAUCCGCUACCGGACGGGAUAAGAGGCUCGCGCGCACGACUGACAGAGGGCGCAUUCCUACUCCCACCCCGGGCUCUAUGCGACGAGCUCGUAGACGCGUACUUCAGAUGGGUUGCGCCUGUUGUGCCCAUCAUUAAUCGCAGCCGUUUCAUGCGCCGUUAUCGAGAUCCCAAGAAUCCGCCCUCACUUCUGCUUCUGCAAGCUAUUCUUCUCGCUGGGUCGAGAGUCUGUAUAAAUCCCCAGUUGAUGGAUGCGAAUGGAUCGACUACGCCCGCAGCUAUGACUUUUUAUAAACGAGCAAAGGCACUUUAUGAUGCUAAUUACGAAGACGACCGCGUUACCAUCGUGCAAGCGUUGGUUCUGAUGGGCUGGUACUGGGAGGAUGUCACUAAAAAUGUCUUCUAUUGGAGUAGAGUUGCGACUGUUGUUGCCCAGGGAUCUGGAAUGCACCGAAGCGUGGAAUCGUCCCAGCUAAGCAGACCAGACAAGCGGCUAUGGAAACGGAUAUGGUGGACACUCUUCACACGCGAUCGAUCCGUUGCCGUCGCCCUUGGGCGUCCCGUAAACAUCAACACUGACGACUCCGACGUGGAGAUGCUUACAGAGGAUGAUUUCAUCGAGGAUGAGGUCGACAGCGUCGCUGAAUACCCGCCCGAUCCUAUCCACGUUCAGUUCUUCCUCCAGUAUGUGAAGCUCUGCGAGAUUAUGGGCCUCGUAUUGUCUCAGCAAUACUCUGUCGCUUCGAAGUCGCGGCGUACAAAUGCCAUUGAUCUAACUCAUAGUGAUAUGGCGCUGGCCGAUUGGCUACAAAAUUGCCCGAAGGAAGUUUACUGGGAGAGGCCUAGGCAUCAUUUCUGGUCCGCCUUGCUGCAUGCAAAUUACUAUACAACAUUAUGUUUACUACAUCGUGCGCAUAUGCCCCCAGCCACAUCUAUAUCUGGAAACUAUGGAUCGGACGGGAUGACAUACCCGUCUCGCACGAUUGCUUUCCAAGCCGCUGCUAUGAUUACCUCCAUUGUCGAGAAUCUGCAAACACAUGGAGAACUUAAGUUUACCCCAGCAUUCAUCUUAUUCUCCGCCCUUAUCAUGCAUGUAUACCAAAUGCGCUCAUCCGUCCCCAGCGUUGUCUCCCUAAGCCAAGAGCGAAUCAACAUCUGCAUGCAAGCCCUUAAGGAUGUCUCGAAAGUCUGGCUUGUUGCGAAGAUGGUACACACGCUCUUCGAGUCCAUCCUGGGUAACAAAGCCCUCGAAGAACGCCUCCAGAAAGCCGCCGGCAAGCGACACCAGCGCGUCCGACGCGACCAACCGGCCCCCACAAUACCACCCUCGUCAACCACAGCAGCACGACGCCCUAUAGAAGCCCCCAAACGCAAAUUCGACGACAUGGAAAUUAGCCUCCCCAACGGACCACCGGCUCCACAGGUUUCCUACGAGCGUUCUCGCCCGCAAACACCCGCCGUAACACCCUCUCGUGAAAUGCCCCCGACUCCCGCUGGCUCGGCAAUGGCCGCCCCGCCAUCCCAACAUCCUCCGCACACAUCUUCAACCGCCCAACACCAACAGUCGCACCAGCAGCAACAGCAACAACAACAACAACAACAACAACAACAACAACAACGGAGCAUAAACCACGAUACCUUCCUCGGCGCCGCCGGUAGCUCCGACGGCAGUACCCGUCCCGACUCACCGUCUCAGUUUAACCCCCCUUUCAACAUCCCAGCAACCCCCCCCGACCUUUUCCUCGUCACACGCAACUCCCCCAACAUCUCGCAAUCGCUCUGGGAAAACUUCCAGCCAACCCAACUCUUCCCCGACGGCACGAAUAUGUCAUUCGCGGGCUUUUCACCCCGCAGCGGCGCGGCUAUCGACCCACAGCUGCAGCAGACGCCCAUGAUGGGCAGUAUGGGUACUCCCGCACUCAGCCCCGGCCAACAGCACUCACAACUACACCAGCAGCUACCCACACGAGGGCUACGCGAUAGCCCCACCAUGGGCAUGCAUCAUAUGCACGGCAUGGGCCAGCCGUUGCAGCAGCGGCAGCAGCAGCAGGAGCAACAUCCGGGCGGGGGCGGGUGGCCUUCCAUGCAAGGGCUGGAUGGGCAUAUGGCGCCUACAACGAUGGAGUCGUCGAGUCAGGAUGACAAUUGGAGUACGUCGUCGCGAGGGCAGAUGCCAAUUCCGCCGACGUUGAAUGUGGAGGAUUGGUUCCAGUUCUUCGGGAUUAAUGCGGGUGUGGGUUAA